Molecule: messenger RNA, 4056 nt
Organism: Parascedosporium putredinis
Lineage: Eukaryota; Fungi; Ascomycota; Sordariomycetes; Microascales; Microascaceae
Source: the annotation of a GenBank genome assembly
AUGGUGGUGAACGGUGGGAAUGGAGGUGGUAUGGAUGGUGGUAUGGGGAUGCAGCAGCAACAACAACAGCAGGCUAACGCUGCGAACCGGCCUUUGGGGACCGAAUACACUCUGCAGGGGGGAAAUGAAGGCGCGUAUCGCGCAGCUCGAAGGAAGCUGAAGCGAGGCGAUGCCACGCAAAACGCGUCCAAAAAGUAUAUCAAGUUACUUCAGCGCAAAAUCAAGGAGCAGUCAGCCCAGCUGGCUGGUGAGGGAAAAUACGACCCUGCUCAAGAUAUCGCUGAGGACAAGGAGGCCCGCACCGCUCUUUUGCAAGAGAAGCUGGCAUCCAAAGGCCUAGCCCAGGACGAUGCCGCCGUACCGACCGGAAAACCAGAGGACGACGCCUCGCGCAAAGACCUCAAAUCCUUCCUCGACAGAUGCCAAGACCAAUUUACCUCUGCGACCACCUCCAACUUCCAAAGCCGUGCUGCCGAGUCUCAAGUGCAACCCUUGACCCGAUACGAUGCCCAAAUCCCCGGCCGAUUUGCCAACUCUCAUCGACGUAAAAGCUCCUCGUCGAGGCGUAGAAGUCUCGAUAACGAAUUAUCCUUGAACGCGACCAAUCAACAAGUCGAAGGCGGAAGCUUCAAGUGGAGGUUUGGUCUACGUGGCCAUCUAGAUACGGUCCGUAGUGUGAUAUUCUCUGGCGGUGGUAGCCCCGCGGAGCCGGAAAUAUGCACCGCCGGCGACGAUGGCAUGAUUAAGCGAUUCAACGUCCCCCGGCUUGACAGCGUUGGGGACCCCAGGCUCCAAGGCCGACCUGGAUGUUACUGCGAACUUUACCCACCGUGGCCACGCGGGGCCGUUCUCUGCCUUGCAGCGUGGAGCCCAUCACCCAACUUUGUGACGGGUGGGCGGGCGCAGGGUGACGGUUGGAUCUUCUCUGGUGGCCAAGACUCUACGAUCCGUGUUUGGGAGCGCGGCCGGAUCGACCCCAAGGCGAGCUUAGAAGGUCACGACGAUGCAGUGUGGGCUCUCUGCGUCCUUCCUGGCACAUUGUACUCUGUCUUCGGCGCAACGAAUGGCAGCACCAUUGGCAACUCGGAUAGGAUACUGCUGGCUUCGGGCUCAGCGGAUGGCACGGUGAAGCUCUGGGCUAUAAGCACGCCGCCUAGGCUCGGCUCUCCACAACCGGGACCGGGGCCUCGCCGGCCACCCGGCAGCUCUGGGCGCGUCCGCGGCAACUCGAUGAGCUCGGGCAGCGGGUUUACAAACUCCCCACAGGCCACCGGAGAAUCGAUAGUGGUCUCAUAUGCGGACGCCGUGGUCAUGGUCUACGACACCAAGACUGGCGAGUCGAUCGGCAACUUGGCCAGUCUCGAAACUUACGACGGCACGAUGGCUACUAGCGUGAACGCGGUGGUGGCCACAACGGCGGGGUUGGAGCAGCAGCAGCACGGCGGUGGCCUAGCGGACGAUGACGCUACUAGUGCGGGGCCGACAGGGGGCAAGUCCAUGGCGGGCACGGGAGUGGAGGGGGUUAUAAUCUCGGGACACGAGGACCGUUUUGUGCGGUUCUUCGAUGCCAACAGUGAAACCAUGUCUGGAAUCCCAGAGGCUGCGAAAGAGGCUUCUCCUGACAGCGCUUCAACUGGUGUCAGCUUUUGCAUCGACCAACAUCCCUGCCUUACCCUAACGGUACCUACCCGGACCGGAAACUACAUCAUCGCAGCGCUAUCCGCCCUCGUCGCCUGGGCAGGCAUAUCCUUUUACGGUAUCGUCGCCUACUUCCUCCAUCAGCAUCUGGCCGCGCGCAAAAGCAAAGAUGUCCUCGACCUCCAGCUGCAAGUGCUCUUCCGCUCCGAGUCGGGCGCCUUGGAAUCCGCCUUCGAGGGGAUCAAGCUCUACUGGGCGUGGAAGAAUAUAGCGAAGCGCGUGUGGCGACGCAUCAUUCCCUUUUCCAUCCUCGCCGCCGCGGUCUGGUCCGGUUUCAUCAUCGCGUCCGUCCUCGUGGCCAACGUGGCGAGCGACGGCUACGGGGACGUCUUUGUCGUCGCGGUGCCCGAAUACUGCGGCGACCUGGCGUUUGGGAUGGGCAACAUGACGCUGGACGAGAUCAAGAUCGCGGACAACGACCCGAUCCUGCGCGCGUCGAGGAGCGCCCAGGACACGUGGUCCCAGAAUAACCUCAAGUGGGCGCGCGUAUUCGGAAGCCCACUACGGGAUCACGAAUCUCGGGGGACGGCCUCGCCGCCGGCAUCCCGGGCCAAGAAGCUCACGCUGCCCUACGCGAGCAAGGACGUGGAGUGCCCCUGGACCCUGGACACGCGGUGCCUCGGGGCGGGCAACGUCGACGGCCCGGCGGUGAACCUGGACACUGGUCUGCUGGACUCGCACGCGGACCUGGGCAUAAACGCUCCGUCGCACGAGAGGAUCCAGGUCCGCAAGUCUGCCACCUGCGCGGUGGUGGAUACGAACAAGUUCGACAGGGUGUUUGUGACGGAGAACAACGAGACGGUGUAUGGGAUCGAGGUCAUGGCCGAGGCGACGGUCCAAAAGAUUCCGGAGCUGAACAAGACGGUCAACUUUUUCGGGGCGAAGGACUCGCAGGUGAUGAUUACAUCAAGCUCAGCACUAACGUUUGGAACCUUUCUUUUUCUUCCCUUCUUACAGAAAAGCGUUCGUCUUGGGCGGCGUGCCCCGAAAGGAUGGUGUCGGUGGCGGCGCGACCACGUUCCCCUCAUCCCAACGUUCGAUACGGACAACUACGACACCUCCUUCUUCUCGGUGGCGACGGACGUGCUCUUUUACGAAAAGGUGCAGGACCCCCUGUACUUUGCUGCCCUAGAGUAUGCGGCCUUGACAACCGGGAACAAUGGCAAGUACGCUUACGCGACCAACCGGCGGUACAACACGGUGGUCUGCCGGGAAGCCUACGAGAUGUGUAACCCCAAGAACCAGGCGUGUACCGGACUGAGCCCGAUAAUGACGUGGGCGAACAAGGUGGAGGGUCUUGGCCUAAAUAGCCAUCAGAAAGUGACGGCCAUGAGGCUCAUGUUGAACUUUUACUGGGGUGGGCAGAUAAGCCUGAAUGGCCCCGAAGGCACGACGGAAGUCGCCUUUUGGUUCGCCACAUCCCUCUCCAACAUCCAAAGGACUGUCGUGGACUGGUCCUCCAAGCCGUGGCUGGACCCUCAGGCCAACGACUCGUUGAGCGCCCACGUCAACAUGACGCGGCUCGACGCGGCGUACAGCGCGGUCAACCUGGUGUCCGAGUUCGACGAGGCAUGCCGCAACACGGUGAUACGGACGUCGGCGUCGGUGCAAAACUUUAGCGUGACGGUGACGCUCGUGGUGCUGUGCAUCACCUUUUCCAUCCUCGCGACCAAGCUGCUGCUCUCGACCAUUGUAGAGCACGUGCGCGACCGCAAGCGCGCCGGCGGGCUCUUCAAUCCCUCGACGGCGGUCAAGGAGAUUGCGCGGGACGCCGACGACAAGUACCAUCUCCUCCGCAUGGCGCUGGAGGGCACCCGCAUCGGGGGCUGGGAGUCGGGCGCCUUUGGGGUGCCCAUCACGCGGCAGAGCGGCGACAUCUUGGCGCCGCGGCGCGAUCCCGUGCGCAAGCUCGCCCGCUACCCGACGUUCCCGCUGUACAGCGCGGAUUCGCGCGCGAGCACGUUUGUGUGCAACAGCGUCACCGAGUCGCCCACGGGCCUCAGGUCGCCGGCGCGGGCGAAUACGGGCGCCUUCUCCCGAGAUAGAUUCGGUCGUGCCGGUACCGGCGGGGGUCUGCAGGCGGUGUCGGAGGUGGACCUCGAGUCGGGUUUCGAUGGCGGCCGGUGCGAGCUGUCGAGCGCGUCGAGCCAGGAGACGCUCCGAGGCCGCGAGGGAGACGGUGUGGAAGGCGGCGACUACAUGUUCCACGCGGCGAUGCGCGACAUUUACGUGAGCAGUGGUGGCUCGCCGGCUCCACCACCGCCGCUGCGUCGUGAGGAGCCGCCCGCGGCGAGAAGUUGGGAUUCGGGAAGGCGGGGGUUCGCCGGAAGGGAGUGGAAUGAGCACGCCGAACUAUAG